Molecule: messenger RNA, 1675 nt
Organism: Lolium rigidum
Lineage: Eukaryota; Viridiplantae; Streptophyta; Magnoliopsida; Poales; Poaceae
Product: E3 ubiquitin-protein ligase PUB23-like
Exons: 1
Coding region: 94-1431 (445 amino acids)
Biological process (GO): protein ubiquitination
Molecular function (GO): ubiquitin protein ligase activity
Source: RefSeq, a predicted model, not a curated record
CGGAGACAUUUCCUGCUCGCUGCUUCUCCUAGCUUCAUUUGUACAUAGCUAGCUAGACUAGAUAGACAGAUACAUACAUAGUACUACUACUACAUGGAGGUUUAUACGAUCGAUCGAAAAUCAGUGGAUGCAUCGGCGGCGCAGGUGGACGUCCCCUCCUACUUCCUGUGCCCGAUCUCCAUGGAGAUCAUGCGGGACCCCGUCACGCUCUCCUCCGGGAUCACCUACGACCGGGAGAGCAUCGAGCGCUGGGUCUUCACCGACGGCCACGGCGAGUGCCCCAUGACCAAGCAGCAGCUCGGCGCCGCCGACCGGGAGCCCACGCCCAACCACACGCUCCGCCGCCUCAUCCAGGGCUGGUGCGCCGUGCACGCCGUCGAGCGCUUCCCCACCCCGCGUGCGCCCGUCGACGCCGCCCGUGUGGCUUCCAUCGUCGACGCGGCCAGGCGGGGCCACGACCUGCUGGCGGCGUCCCUCAAGGAGCUCGCGGACAUCGUCGCCGAGAGCGACUGCAACCGCCGCUGCGUCGAGGCCGCGCCCGGCGCCGUCGGCUUCCUCGUGUCCGUCCUCAAAAAGCACGCCGUGGAGGGCGCCCCCAUCAAGACUUCAUUAGGGUCCCAGUCCCAGGAGGAUCAGAUGUACGGCUCCGUGCUGGCUUCGCCGAAGGCGAGCUCGCCGGAGGACACGGCCCUCAGCAUCCUGCAUUCGCUUAGGCUCUCCGAGGAGAGCUGGAAGAGAAUCCUGGAGCGCGGCGACAACUUCCUCGACACUAUGGCGUCCGUGCUGCGGCGGCCGAGCCACCUCUCGCGCACCUACGGCAUCCAGCUCCUCAAGGCGGCCGUCUCCGAGAUGCCGCCGGCGCAGCUCACCUCGGCCAGCGCCGAGCUGGUGGAAGGGGUGGUGUCGGUCGUGACGGACAAUCUGUCGGUGAAGGCGGUCAAGAUCGCGCUCCACGUGCUCUGCCGGCUAUGCCUGUGGGGCCGCAACCGCGUCAAGGCCGUCGAGGCCGGCGCGGUGGCGGCGCUCGUGGACCUGCUCCUCAACGAGUGCUGCGGCGGAAGCAAGCAGGCGUGCGAGCUCGCGAUCGUCGUGCUGGACCAUCUAUGCGGCUGCGCCGAAGGCCGUCUGGAGCUCGUGGCGCACCCGGCGGGGCUGGCGGUGGUGGCGAGGGCGGUAACGCGGCUGUCCGCCGCGGGGACAGAGAGCGCGGUGCGCGCUCUGCACGCUGUGGCGAGGCACUCGGCGACGCCGGCGGUGCUGCAGGAGAUGCUGGCGGUCGGGGUGGUCGGAAGGCUGCUGUUCCUGGUGCAGGCCGGAGCCGCCGGUGACAGCCCCAGGGAGAGGGCGAGGGAGAUGCUCAAGAUGCACGCAAGGGUCUGGAGGGGAUCGCCGUGCUUCUCGUCGCACUUGAAUGCUUCCUACCCUUCGUGAUAUCACAUGCACGCAAGUAUAUUCUUCUUCGCCUUAUCACGGGAUCGAUCCUGCAUGGCAGUUUGGUAGACGUGGUCUAGUUUAAGGCUUUCUAAUUGGCCAUUUUUGGUGUGAAGAUUGUAUUGAUUGUUCCAACUUACAACCAGCCGGGAAGGUUGAUAUACACCUAGUAGCUCUCUAAAAUUGGGGAGGAUUCAAGUGUACAUUAGAAUUGGAAAAUAAUACUGGGGAUAAUUCAAGUGUA